CGGGGAAGAUGAUUAACAGGCGUCUGCCCUCUUAUUUAUCCCUGGCUUCUGCACACCUAUGUAUUCGUUUGCGCCCCACUGAUAGAGGGGACAGAGCAGGCAGCUCCGUGGAGUCCACUUUGUUGGUGCUGCAACAAAAACAACAACCAUGAGAGUGUUCUUCUUUAUUUUGACGCUCGGGUCUUCUCUUGCGUCUGACACACUACCUCCUGCCCAUGUCGGACCGUCGUCGCUCGGCUUCAGCUCCUCGGUCCGCUCGGUCUGCAAGCCCAUACCGAGUACCUUGUCCCUGUGCCACGGCAUCGGCUACCGGCACAUGAGGCUCCCCAAUCUGCUGGGCCACGACUCUUUGAGGGAGGCCCAGCAGCAGUCGGCCGCCUGGCUGCCGCUCAUCUCCAAGUUGUGUCACCGGGACACCAAGAAGUUUCUGUGCUCCUUGUUCGCCCCGGUGUGCGUGCCGGACUACAGCGGGCCGGUCAGCCCCUGCAGGAACCUGUGUGAGGCCGUGCGUGACCACUGCGUUCCCGUCAUGAGCGCCUUCGGCUUCCCCUGGCCUGAGAUGUUCGAUUGCAGCCGCUUCCCCCGCGAAACACAACUUUGCAUCCCCCCCAGCGGUGAUCAGGACUCACGGACAGCGGAGGAAGUCUCCCACGAGGAGGCGCUUAAAGGAAGUGUCAUUUGUGACGCCUGCAGUCUGGCAGCUGAGGGAGAGACUGACAUCCAGGACGACUUCUGUCAAAGUCCAUAUGCAUUCAAGAUGCGUCUGGGCAGUGUGUCGACAGUGGGAGGGGACCUCCAGCUGGUGCCUUUGGCCCGAAGCCGCAUUCUGAGAUGGGCAGGGGGAGGUGCUGAGAGGGCGGAAGGAAUUGGAGGUGCGAUGGCCCACAAUGCUUUGUGGCUGCACGAAGGAGGCACUUGUGCAUGUCCCGGCUUGGACUCGGCUGAGAAAAAAGAUAAUCAUGGUUUGGAGGAAGAGCCCGUGGAUAAAAAGGUGAAUGGGGCCCAAGCUGGAUGGUACUUGGCCCUGGCUCGGGCGGAGGAGGGAAGGCUGGUGUUGACUCGGCUGGUGCGCUGGACCAGGGGCGACAAAGAACUGAAGAAGUUCAUCAGAAGUCUCCUGAAACAAACAUGUGCUGACAUGUAGACCGUUAUUAGCAGGUUUUAAAUUUAGCAACCUAUCCAGCUAACAGAGUCUCUAAAUAACCUAAUUAAUCAGCCAUGCGCAGACUUUUAAACACUUGUGUUAAUGAAGAAGUGUUACAGUGAAUCUGCACACUGGCCACUGGCGUAAUUAUUUGUCCCCCAUUACCUUUAAAAAGGUGCUAACUGGCUUCAGGCCCAGAGCGGAUCUUUUAUUUAGUGCCUCUCACUAAUUUGAUAAAAGCGACAGAAAUAUGACCGAUGUUGAUGUUUUACAAUAUUUGUGUCGACCAGUGAAGCGUUUAGGACUUGUCAUUUAAACAUAUACGGAGGUGAAAUAUUGAAAAAAACCUAAUGAUGGCCAAUUAUUGUAUGCUGACAUGGACAAUUUAAAGCUGCUGUAUGUCACCGGCUCAAGAUCAAACAAUAAAAGUCUAUAUUUUUCACAAUUACGAUGAUGUUAAACUGCCUAAGAAUUGGCAUAAAUUGUUGUUCAAAUAAGACGACUGGCCACUCACGGCUGUCUGGCGUUCACGUAGUUUUCCGUGGCACGUCCACACACGCAAGCAAUCUCAGAGAAGCGAUGGACAAUUUGCAGUCACGAUGUUGUUAUUCAAAGAUAGCUAAACUUAGCCCAAUCGCUAUCAUUAGCUGAUAACAAACAUAACUAGUUUACAUUCUCAAAGCAGGAAGAGGGCAGGCAGUACAGUGCGUUCGAACGCGAGCACCCUCCAGGCAGCCGCGUUCCGUGACGUACAGCAGCUUUCAAAGAAAUCUUUCAGAUUCAACAGCAUAGUUGUUAGUCUGUACACCAAUUAUGUGCAGAUGUCAAUCACAUCUCACGUAUCCGCAGCAUAUUUUCUUAAAGUUGUUAAUAUGUGUGUGUAUAGAGAUGAUUUCAUUUGGAAUUAAACAGAGGAGUAUCCUAACCCUUUCCCGAUAAUGACACAAUUAUUUGAGAGCAAAUGUGCAUUUUUUUUAAUAUUGUAUGUAGUUUUGUUCCAUUGUGAGAAUCAUUUCUUUAAAAAAAAAAAAAAAAAAAAAAACAAGACUCGAGGAAAACAAAGCAGUACACAAGAAUUUAGCAUAAACAUUUUUUUCUAAAUAUCUUUAUGGUACUUUUUGCAUUUUAUGCAGCCAAGCUAUGCAUACUGUAAAUACUGUCAUUGUAGCCAGUGUGUUUAUUUGCCAAAGCUGCAAAGACGACGGGGCAUUAAUUGGAAUCAGGUGAUAAUUCGUGUUAUUUCUGAAAUUUGAAAAUAUAGCCAUAUAUAUAUAUAUAAAUAUAUAUAAAACAUAUAUAGCAAAUGUUUUAACUUAAUAAUAAUAAUAAUAAUGAUUUGUCAUGCAUGCAUGAGAGAAUGGAAAAGAAAACAGCUCUCAGUGACCGCAUGGAUAGCUUAUUAACAAUUAUAUUGCACAACAUAGCAGCAACAGAACCAAUGUUGUAAUAGUGGUAAGGAGGAAAUUCAGCUCGCAUUAAUGAGUACAGCAAGUGUAAUGCCUAUAGGGUUCACACCGCAUGCAGAGGGAGCUUUUUCAAAUGCGAAUACAGUAAUCCCUCGUUUAUCGCGGUUAUUUGCUUCCAAAUCUCACAAAUAUGUGAAUUUCUGUGAAGUAGGAUACCUUAUUCAUAAAUCCAAUAAUUUUGUAGUUAGAGCACAGAAAACCUACGACCUUCUGAAUACGGAUUUUAACAUUAUUGGAGCUCUCUAGACAUGAAAUAAUAGUUACCUUUACUACUGUUUUACCCAACAUAGUAGAUGUAAUAAGAGUGAAUAAGGCAUUUAUUACAUAAAUAAGACUCAUGCUCGUGUGUGUUGCUAUAAAUGUGUUCCCCAGGGGAGUUGAGUUGAGUGGUGGGUGGACAGAAAUUGACGUUAAAGGUUCAUAGUUGAAUUUUAGCUUGUCGUGGAUUACGGUCGCAACAGUAGCCCGUGGUUUUACUAGGCAUUAUUGUGUAUGUUGUGAGAUAAUUGAAACCUGCAAUAAAAGCCUGGUG
This is a messenger RNA of Dunckerocampus dactyliophorus (ringed pipefish), 3142 nucleotides long. RefSeq names its product secreted frizzled-related protein 2 like (gene sfrp2l). Lineage: Eukaryota; Metazoa; Chordata; Actinopteri; Syngnathiformes; Syngnathidae. The transcript is spliced from 3 exons. Bases 149 to 1144 code for a protein of 331 amino acids. Gene Ontology annotation, biological process: canonical Wnt signaling pathway; non-canonical Wnt signaling pathway; negative regulation of canonical Wnt signaling pathway. Gene Ontology annotation, molecular function: Wnt-protein binding. The record is from RefSeq and is a predicted model, not a curated record.